Colletotrichum graminicola M1.001 is the source of this 1065-nucleotide messenger RNA. RefSeq lists its product as uncharacterized. NCBI's taxonomy places the organism in Eukaryota, Fungi, Ascomycota, Sordariomycetes, Glomerellales, Glomerellaceae. Bases 1 to 1065 code for a protein of 354 amino acids. The transcript is spliced from 2 exons. The record is from RefSeq and is a predicted model, not a curated record. Gene Ontology annotation, molecular function: oxidoreductase activity.
AUGCCUACCCUUGAGCUGAAUUAUGCCACCAAGGACGAGCUUGCCUUCCUGGACACGGAUGUCCAAAGAAAGAUUACAGUCUCGGGAGACAGCGUCGAGUACAAAGCGACUGCAGAAGUCGUCGACAAGGAAAAGGAAGCUGAAGAGCGCGCCAAGCUCGAUGCCAUUGACAACCACAAUACGUCUUCCUACAAUGUGAUGCUUAACUACCGUCUAGACCCUAGAAAGGGAGGCGACGAGAUGAUUUGGGGCGGCACCUUUGCACAAAUGCGACGCAAGUACGACCCACACGAGGUCGUCAUCCAAAACGCCAGAGGAAAAGAGAGCGAGUUUAGUCUCGAUACAACUGGAUUCCAGUUCGAACACUUUCCCACUUCAUACAAGGACUUUGCCUGGAGCCCUAUUGAUGAGCAUCUAAACAAAGUAUAUAAUGCUGAAUGUGAGGAGUUCAUGAGGAAGAUCACCGGAGCUUCUGACGUUCGCUUGAUCUCCCACAUCAUCCGACAACGGCAAUGGGAAAAGGCUGAACCUGAAGAAGAUGCCAAGAAGCCUGACAUGGCCAUGACUGACGGAGGCCUCCUUUCUGCAAGAUUUGUGCACAUUGAUCAAUCCGAUCUUGGCGCCAUCCGCCGCCUGUACGAUGACAUGCCACCAGGCGAGGGAGCCAAGCACGACGGUAAGCACCGCUGGGCUAUUAUCAAUAUCUGGAGACCCUGGGAGCAGGUUCACCGCGAGCCCCUGGCGCUCUGCGACGCCAGGUCUGUGCGGGACGACGAGCUGCACGACACAAUGCACUGUGUUCCGUUCCAGUGGCCGCGGAAGCCCACAGAGAAUCACAUGUGGCAGAUUGCCCCUCCCCACAGCUCAACCCAGCACAAGUGGUGGUUUAGGAGCGGUAUGACUAGAGACGAUGUUAUCUUGAUCAAAAUUUUCGAUUCAAAGAAGGACGGAAGAGCGCGCCGUACGCCGCAUAGCGCUUUCCCUACCCCUGACGACAUCGGCCCUGCUCGUCGCAGUAUCGAGACGAGGUUUUUUGUCUUUUGGGAAGAUCAGACUUGCGAAUAA